Synchiropus splendidus (mandarinfish) is the source of this 1873-nucleotide messenger RNA. It is a transcript of the gene taf15, whose product is annotated as TAF15 RNA polymerase II, TATA box binding protein (TBP)-associated factor. Gene Ontology annotation, molecular function: RNA binding; transcription coregulator activity. Gene Ontology annotation, cellular component: nucleus. Gene Ontology annotation, biological process: regulation of DNA-templated transcription. The transcript has 16 exons. The coding region runs from base 136 to 1515 and encodes 459 amino acids. NCBI's taxonomy places the organism in Eukaryota, Metazoa, Chordata, Actinopteri, Syngnathiformes, Callionymidae. The record is from RefSeq and is a predicted model, not a curated record.
GUGAAGCGAAGAAGAAGAGUCGCCGACGACGGGCAGCUCAGUUCAGUUGCGCAGCGGUGAUAUCCCCACCCGGUUUUUUAUGUGCUGAACAACUGACAAGUCCUCUAUUUAAAAGAGCGUUAUCUUUUCCACAAAAUGGCCACGGAUUCAGGAUACGGUGGCUCACAGAGUUACGGCUCGUACGGCGGUCAGCAAGGUGGGCAGAGUUACGGUCAAGGAAAUGGCAAUAACUCUUAUGGGGGUCAGAAUUACGGUGGUUAUGGGCAACAGCAGCAGCAGCAGCAGCAACAACAGCAGCAAGGUGCCACACAAGACGGUUACGGGCAGUCUCAGGGAGGCUAUGGACAGCAACAGAGUUACGAAGGAUAUGGACAGGAAUCGUCCGGAUAUGGCGAUAAACCAUCAUAUGGUCAACAAGGUUCUGGGUCCUACGGUCAGCAAACAUCUUAUAGCAAUCAGGGUCAAGGCGGAGAUGGAUACGGACAACAGGGAUCUUAUGGAGGUCAGUCCGGUGGAGCGGGCGGCUAUGGAAGCCAGGGACAAGGAAGCGGCGGCGGUGGCGGCGGCUAUUCAAGAUGGAGUGAUGCAGGUGAUGGUGGUGGUCAAGGUGGAAGAUUUGGUCGUGACCAAGGCGACCGCUCAGAAGGAGGCGGAUUCAGAGGAAGGGGACGUGGUGGCUUUGACCGUGGUGGUUAUGACCGCAGUGGUGGCUUUGACCGUGGCGGAUAUGACCGAGGUGGCAGAGGCGGACAUGGUGGUAUGGGAGGUGGUGACCGUGGUGGCUUCAAAAAUUACGGUGGCUCUCGAGACUACGGCUCACGGGAUGAACCGGAAGGCGAGCAGGACAACUCUGACAAUAACACCAUUUUUGUGGAGGGUCUGGGUGAAGAUGUCACGGUUCAGGAAGUGGGAGACUUCUUCAAGCAAAUCGGCAUCAUCAAGGUCAACAAAAAGAGCGGCCAGCUGAUGAUCAACAUCUACACUGACAGGGCCACGGGUCGAUCAAAAGGAGAAGCUACAGUAUCGUUUGACGACCCUCCGUCUGCUAAAGCGGCUAUCGACUGGUUUAACGGCAAGGAGUUUAACGGAAAACCCAUCAAAGUUUCAUUCGCAACCCGCAGAGCAGAGUUUUCACAGCGAGGCGGUGGACGAGGAGGAAGAGGAGGGUUCCGAGGCCGCGGAGGACCAAACUUCGACAUGAAGGGCGGCGACUGGCCGUGUCCUAACAGCUCCUGCGGGAACAUGAAUUUUGCACGGAGACAAGAGUGCAACAAGUGUGGCGCCCCUAAACCUGGAGACGCCGGAGGAUUCGGAGACCGUGGAGGCAGAGGAGGUUAUGGCGGGGACCGCGGCGGUGGGUUCAGAGGGCGUGGAGGAUUCCGCGGCGGCGACCGUGGCGGCUAUGGGGGCGACCGUGGCGGCUAUGGUGGUGAUCGUGGUGGCUAUGGAGGGGGCGGGUACAAAAUGGGCGGAAGAGGUGACCGAAGGGACGACAGAAGAGACCGGCCGUACUAAGUGUUGAGCAGAUGGACGUCACUCCAGACCUUGCCACCAACAAGAGAACUCAUCAUUAUCAUCAGACAGUCUAUUGUGUUUCACACCGAGUGAAUCUCAACUCAUGUCAGCUGGGAAGGAAUGUUUGAUACUGUGACAGGGUUUGGGGCUGAUGGGCAGUGUUGGCAUGUUUUUUUUUUUUUUGUUUGUUUUGUUUUUGAUUUUCUUGUACAUCUUUUUAAUUUUCUUAGGCUUUAGGUGCAGACGUUUUGUGUGGUAGACUUCGUAUCAUUGUUUUCUAUGAACAGAAUAAGAUGUUUUACCUGGGUCCCUCCUCCUGAAUCAUAAUAAAACUGUGACCUUUUUCUGGUGUAUUGUU